Phyllotreta striolata is the source of this 2370-nucleotide messenger RNA. Lineage: Eukaryota; Metazoa; Arthropoda; Insecta; Coleoptera; Chrysomelidae. The record is from the annotation of a GenBank genome assembly.
AUGGCGAACAACACACAAUUAUCCCAUUGCAAAAUUAUAUUCGCAAUUGCCCGUUGGCUCUAUCCUAAAACGCAUCCGUUUUGGUUUACGUUCUACAUGUAUCUAUGCUAUUUAAGGACGAUCAAAAGGCGAAUUCGAUACAAAAUCCAACCCGUCCCGAUAGAAUUCAUCAAAGCAACAGUACACGAUAGAGUACAAUUUAAAGACAUAAACCGAGCGGUUCUGGUGCACCCUCGAAACGUCUACAUCACCGACAAAGCCUCGAGAUUAUAUUGCGACGAAACCAAAAACCACACAAUCGUUUACCCGAUUCCCACGUCGGUUUGCGAAGAAAACGAAUUAUUAGUCAGCGAAACGUUUUAUUACAAUUCAAUCGAACUAGGAUUAUCCGACGACGUCAGAUUGCUGAAUUGCGACUUGAACAGCACGAAAUUCGCCGAAGAAGUGAGCCUGUCUCUCGUCAACUCCCCCUUCGAUAUCAACACCUCUCUCUCCGAUGCUCUGCUCGAACGGUUCUUCGAGGCUCCCAAAUUACUGAGGAAAAACGAAUUAAUAGAGGUCGAUAUCGCCCAAUUCGCCGAAGUUGUUCGCUAUGCGAACAACAAAGCGAACAACAUCGGCAGCGUGUUUUACAAAUGCAAUAAAAUGUUCCGCGAUAGCGAAGAGGUGACGAGCGAUUCGAUGUAUUGCGUUAUCGGCGAAACUGCAAUCAAACAGGCCGCGAAUAUACAAAGUUUUAUACCGAAAAGAAGUUGUAAAAUGGUGAUGUGCGGUGAAAUUGCUGUAAAAAUCCCGGCUGUUCCUUGUGGACUCGGGAAGUACUUCGAACGGAUCGAACGGGCUACCAAGCCUUUCCUAAAGAAAUUAAAAUUGCCGUUGAAACCGGCUUUUUUGGUGGUAGGAAACGCCGGAAGCGGCAAGGACUUGCUCGUGUCCUCAUUGGCUGAUCGCCUCGGAAUGCAUCAUUAUAAAAUCGACAAUUUCGAAUUGAUGGGCAACGUUUAUGCGCAAAACGAAACGAAAUUACACAACGCCUUCUUCAACGCCAAAAUGGCCGCUCCUUGCUUGGUAUCCAUGCACAAUUUCGAGCACUUCGGCAAAAACAACGACGGGCAAUACGACGAGCGCAUCGCCGGCAAUUUCGCCGACGAAUUAAACAUCUUGUUCGAAAACAAUUCUCUACCGAUCCUGCUAUUUUGCUGUACCGAUCAGGAUACAAUACCGUCGAAUUUGCGGAAAUCCUUCCUCGAAACCUUCGAAAUUCGAGCCCCCACCGGCGACGAACGAGCGGAAGCCCUAAAAUGGAUCACCGCCGGAUGUAAACUCGAUUCGGGCGUCGAUUUCGACGAAAUCGCCCAAAAAACUCACGGAUUCUUCUACGAAGAUUUGAAGGCUUUGAUUUACUACGCCCGGAAACGCUCCGAAUGCAUCAACCAGGAUAAACUAACACAAGCCGUAGAAUACAUGCAAAAGAGCUACAAUCGAAGCAUAGGCGCAGCCAAAGUACCAAAAGUACUUUGGACCGACGUGGGCGGUUUAACGGAAGUUAAACAAGAAAUCAUCAAAACUAUCAAUCUACCGUUGAAGCAUCCAGAUUUCGUAAAGAAAACCGGAUUGAAACGUUCAGGCAUCUUACUAUUCGGUCCGCCGGGCACCGGUAAAACUCUAAUCGCCAAAGCGGUGGCCACCGAAUGCAAUUUGUGCUUUCUAUCGGUGAAAGGUCCCGAACUGUUGAACAUGUACGUGGGACAAUCCGAGCAAAACAUCCGAGAAGUGUUUCAACGAGCCCGCGAGGCGUCCCCCUGCAUUAUAUUCUUCGACGAAUUGGACUCGUUGGCGCCCAAUCGGGGGAUAUCCGGCGAUUCGGGCGGCGUCAUGGACAGAGUGGUGUCCCAAUUGUUGGCCGAAAUGGACGGUUUGAACGAAUCCGGAACAAUUUUCAUUAUAGGUGCUACAAAUCGACCGGAUUUGAUCGACCCGGCUCUACUGCGACCGGGACGCUUCGAUAAAUUACUAUACAUCGGGCCUUGUACUGACGACCAAUCGAAAAUAUCGGUUCUAAGGGCUCUUACUAAGCGGUUUAACUUAGAUAAGGACGUUAAUUUGGAGGAAAUCGUAGGCGUUUGUCCGAAGAAUAUAACGGGAGCGGAUUUUUACGGUAUAUGCUCGAACGCCUGGCUGGAAGCGGCGAGAAGACUAGUAAAUAGCAUCGAAAACGGUUUGGUUUCUUCGGAUGAUGUUACUGCUGAAGACGUGGUUGUUGGUUUUAAUGAUUUUAAAAGCUCUUUGGUAGACGUGAAACCGUCUAUUAACCCUCGGGAGUUGGUGUAUUUCGAGAAGUUGAAAAAUGAGCUGUGUUCGAAUACAUAA